UCCUCCCGGUUGUUCCGCCGGGUCUGGGUUCCUGACAGCGGUGAGCGAGUGGUGAGGCCCCUCAUUCCGUCCCGGGAGAGACCCUGACGGGUUCCUUUCUCAGCCGUGAGCAGGUGGAUGGCCGGGCGGUAGGGAGGCUCCGAGCGGCUGUAUUAUUGUCCGACCAUUGAAAUUUGAAGGAUUUGCCCAGACAAUAUCAUCUCCGGCUGAUAAUUCUUGUGGAUAAUGACAUUGGGUCUGACCUGCACUAUGGCAGUUUUCAAGCAAGAUAACGUAGAGAAGUACUAUGAGAUGGGUGAGGAGCUGGGAAGUGGCCAGUUUGCCAUUGUGAGGAAAUGCCGUGAGAAAAGCAGCAAUAUUGAGUAUGCGGCCAAGUUCAUCAAGAAACGCCGCCUCUCUUCCAGUCGCCGAGGAGUGAGCCUUGAGGAAAUAGAGCGGGAAGUAAACAUUCUGAGGGAAAUCCAGCACCCAAACAUCAUUACUCUGCAUGAUAUAUUUGAGAACAAGACCGAUGUUAUUCUCAUCCUUGAGCUGGUGUCAGGAGGGGAACUUUUUGAUUUCCUGGCUGAGAAAGAAUCAUUGACUGAGGAGGAGGCAACUGAAUUUCUUAAACAGAUUUUGGAUGGUGUACACUACCUACACUCAAAGAAGAUUGCACAUUUUGAUCUAAAGCCUGAAAAUAUUAUGCUUUUGGAUAAAAAUGUUCCCAAUCCCCGCAUCAAGCUGAUCGAUUUUGGUAUUGCACAUAAAAUUGAAGAUGGGAAUGAAUUUAAAAACAUCUUUGGAACCCCUGAGUUUGUUGCCCCUGAAAUAGUCAAUUAUGAGCCUCUGGCUUUAGAAGCAGACAUGUGGAGCAUUGGUGUUAUCACUUACAUUCUUUUGAGUGGUGCUUCUCCAUUCCUUGGUGAAACCAAGCAAGAAACCCUGACAAACAUUUCUGCUGUGAACUAUGACUUUGAUGAAGAGUACUUCAGUAACACCAGUGAACUGGCAAAGGAUUUCAUCCGCAGGCUUCUGGUGAAAGACCCCAAAAAACGAAUGACCAUUGGCGAUAGUCUUGAACAUCCAUGGAUUAAGGUGAUCAAGAGAAGGAAUGUGAGACGGGAGGAUAACGGCAAGAAGCCAGAGCGUCGUAGACUGAAGACAACACGCCUCAAGGAGUACACAAUCAAAUCACACUCCAGCAUGCCUCCAAACAACACCUACGUCAACUUUGAGAGAUUCUCCAAAGUGCUAGAAGAAAUCACUGCAGUAGAAGAAAGCAUUCAGGAGCUGGUGAGAAACAAGAAGUCCUUCAAGGAGGACAUUGAUGCCCUUGUUUCUAUUUAUGAUGAAAAGGAAUCUUGGUAUAAAGAAGAGAAUGAAAGCAUCAGCCAGGACCUUGGGCACAUUAAAAAUGAGUUACGUAAGACAGAAACCUUGAGGAAGCAGGCGCAGGAUGAAGUCAAAUCAACCAUGCUGUCUACCAACAUCCUAAAGCGAAAAUAUACUAAACUAGAAACCCGUUAUGAUGCAUUAACUGCAGAACUGAAGUGGGUUGAGGAACUCUUGAAGUCUGUGGAGCAGGAGGGAAUGAAAGGAGGGAUUGGAAACGACGGCCGACAUGGAGGAAUGCGUUAGGUGCCAUUCGGUUGGAAAAAUGUGAACCUCCUGAGCCAGUUCAUUAUCUGCAACUCUGCCAAAUUGGAAUUUGGCUUCAGCCACAGUUCACAAACUAGAGUGUUUUCAGACUGAGUUUAUCUUUAUUCUGGCCCUCCUGAAGGGUUAUUGUUAAAUGAAUUUUUUUGUUAAAUCCCUGAGGAGUAAUGACCUGUCAGUGGAUUCCCAAUCACUAGCAGUGCAUGCUGCUAUUGGCAUUGCUUUUGCUACAUUUGAGUAUUUGUGUUCCAAGGUAUUUGAGCACAAUUUCCUUCCCAACACCUAUUGGCAGGGAGGGCAUUUAUUUGUUCUGAGAGAUGUGCUUUCUUUUGGACAAAAUUCAAACACCCUCCUCACCCACCAUCCCAAUCUUUACUUUUUCUGAAAUUAUUUGGAUCUUUUGCUGACAGGAAUAACUAAUGUAAUUGGAUGACUGAGUUGUUGUCAGGCCCGAGUCUUUUGAAGCAAUCCCUUCUAUAAUCUAAAAUGGUUACAUAUGAAACAGUUAAGAGAACUUCCUAUUUGCAUGAGUUGAUAUUCACUGGAGAAAUAGCAAAAUCUUGAGAAAAGACCAGAUGCAUGAUUUGCAUCAAUGACUACAGUAGUGUGAUUAGUGAAACUAAGGACCAAAUGUACUUGUUUCUGAUUUUGAAGGAAAAUCUUCUUGUUUUACACACUGGCAUUUGCUUCACUGCUUCAGUAGGGAGAGUAAACCUUUUGCAAUACUCACUGCUAAUUCUGAUUGGCAGAUUGAAUUGUGGAUGUGGGCAGACAGCAUAAAUGCCAAAUUCUCUGAGCAGCUGCCUUGUUUUCGGUAGUGAGGAGAUGAUGGGUGUUGGGGCGAAUCUAUUACUGCUUCUGUCUUAUUGCAAGUUCAGGUCCAAUUCUCUAGAGUCCAACGGGCAGCUCUCUUGCAUUUCCUUUAAAAUAUUCUGACAUUGGGUUUAUUUAGCUGGUCUAGGCUUUUGUUGCCUGUAGAUCUCUUAAUUUGGAUGUUAUGACACUGACUCGGUACUAAUGAAGAAUGAGUUGAAAUGGGUUUUCGUUUGAAUCUCAGUAAUGAAAUGCUUUGUUCAUUGCUACACAAAGGUGUUAUGGAAACGUUAUUUAGACAUUUAUAUAGUUAUGAACAGCUUUAAGUUUUGGCAGCAAAGUUAAUAUUUCCUGUGCCUGGGACAAUAGUCCAGCUAUCUUUCAGCUAGCAGAAGUCGAGUAGCAGAACAAGCAAUGAUUUGAUACCAAAUUUAAAUUCCACAAGUUAUUGAACCUGACUACCUCUUGCAGAAUGACUGCUGAGAUCUCCAAAAAUUCCAUUGUUCCCUUUUAAGUGUAUCAGAACAUAGCAUCCUCUGAAAAAGCAUCCUCUGAAAAGGCAUCCUUUGCUUAUUUUCAGAUUUCUAACAUGUGCCUCCUUUGUGUGAAAGGGAUGACCUUUGCUCACAAAAUAUAAACAUUUUUCCACCAGCUCAAUUUGUGGUUCAGUUUUCACUAAAUAUUUUAAAGGUUGUAUUGACUAGUAACUUUGUGCAAGUUCUUAUAAGAAAGAAUUACCUGUAAGUAGCUGGUGUUUCAAUGUGCCAUGCAUGAGAGGGGUCCACUGCAGUCAGUGGUACUGCACCUAUUUCACUGAAACUAUUGCAAGAGAUAUUUGCUGCCAUUCCCUUCCCACCUCCUUUUGAUCUUUUGUAACUUUAGUGGCUAAAAUAUUUCAUUUUUUUGUACUAUUAUUUGUACAACAAUAUUGUCUUAACAUUUAAUAUGGCAUUAACUUGAUUUCCUUUGAGCUUUGGUAUAAGCAAGUUAAAUCUUUAUUUAUAAUUUGUGAUGUAAAGAACUUCAGUGUAGUGCACUGUGCAACUUUCUUUUGAUCUAGUCUUAAUGUUUAAAUGUCCAGUUAACAUCAUUUGCACGCAAUGCAUUACUUUCCAUGCAAUAAUAAACAGUAACAAUUCCAAGAAUUUGAAGUUAGGAAAUUAGUUUUGUUGAUGGGUCUAAUUUGUGGAGAGCAGCCACACAGGUAUUAACUAUUCUUGGACUGUUUGAGUAAAAUAUACUUGAAUGCCAAACAGCGGGAAGAGAAAAAUUUCUUCGAGUAAUUGAGUACUCUUGUGGUAAGUCCAUUUUGGUCACAUUAUUUGCUUUUGCAUUGAACAGAUUUUUUAGUGCAACACUCAGUUGUGAUCAGGAUUGAUCUGUAUUGUCAGCAAUAUCACCCUAUCACUUUGUCUUGAUGUUCAAUACAGAGCUAAAACUGUUUAGCUUCUGGAUGUUUAAAAUUCUGGGUUUCCAUUCUCUCUAUCCUGGAAUAUAUAUAGCAAAAUAUUAAUUUGUUCUGUGAGCUAAGUCACUGUACAUUCCACAUGCAUACUUUGUUUUAAGACUUGAAUCCUGCACAGUAGUAUGAGGUAGUUGCUGGACAAAAUGAAUGUGACCAGAUGUAUUAUAUGCACAUCAAGUCUUGGCAUUGUCUACACUGCAAAGUUCAUAUUUAUUCAGCUGAAUGCUAAAAGCACCUUUAAUUGUUUUAAUGCAUAAUGCAGUUCUUGAAAAUCACAGAACUGUGAUCUUCAUAGCAUAGGUCAAUAUGGAAACAUCUUAAACUCCAAUCUAUUAAUGUGUGUUGAUGUGCUAAUUAUCCCCCCAGUACUGGAGAAUCAUGAUAGAAUUAAAAAUGACUGUUCAGUGUUGGAAAAGACCACCAGACUGCACAUCUUCAACCGCCUACCCAGCACUCAGCCGGAGAGAAUGGAAACGUACUAGAUUGAUUUGUCAGCAACCUACAUGUCAAGGAGAAAAACUGAGGGAAUAUUCCAGCAUCCGCUUUCUAGCAAUUCCUGUGAUUACGCCCAUUUGGAUAUUAGUGAUGUUACCUCCCUACAGUCAAAUAUCCUGACACUGGGUUCAGACCUGUUGAAUAGCUGAGCUGUUCUGCCUGUAUUCAAUGCUGGCUGUUCAGAAGAGAAGAGCAGAAUUCUAUUGGGAUGUUGUACUGGGAUACUACCUCUGAGAAUGAACUUUUCAAUGCUGUAAUUUUAAAUCUUUGUACUGUUUUGUUUAAAAUCACAUUUUGUUUUCCAUCCAAUUGAUCUGGCAGUACAUUAAUCUUGCCAUUAAUUUUAUCUGAUCAAUAAUCUAAAUUCAUUAUUAGAAUUCAGUUAAUUAAAAUUGAGGAAAAUGAUAAAUUAGUCUACCCUGAUACUUUGAAUAGGAAAGCGUUAAUUAGAUUUCUAUGGACCCUGUGCCCCAUCCUCACCAUGACAGAAUCAUUAUAACCUUAUCUGUGAAAGCAUGCUACGCACAAAAUGACUUCUGCAUUUUCUAUAUUACAACAGUGACCUUCAUUACCCUCAGAUCUUUGAUUUAUUGAUUAUCCUGUGUAACCCAACCUUCAAUAAAACGGAUUUACCUAGUAAUUUAAUAGCCUAUCAACUUGCAGCAGAAUACUAUUGGGAUAAUAUUUUAAAUGAUUUGAAAAAAUGCUUUGUGUAUAAAUUUAGACUAAUGUACGAACCAGUUAAAGACAAUUUGCGACAAAUCCUGACUUUCUGUAGCUACAGCAAAUCUUGCUAUAGUUUGUUUCAACUAUCCUGAGUUAUAUGAAAUGACUUGGUCAGUCUAAGCAAGUCAUGAGUUCCAGGAUACAGUCUCAUUCAGUGUCAAGUGUAUUCUGUAACCAGUCAAGUUCAUCCUGUUGCAUUUUAAGCAGCUGUUUAGUACCAAGGUAUACACUCUGGAAUCAAACCAGCACUUGAUGGGUUGCAAGUGUAACAUACUUUUGAGGAACAAAUUAUACUUAUUUGCAUAAUGAAAGAAAAAGUGGGCAACAUUUUCACCCACCCAGCACUGGAGAAGUUAUCUGUAGACUAGCAUAGAUAAUUAAACCAAUUCAUAUUUAAUGAGCAGAGUCCAAGUCAUUCAAUACAGCAAAAUAAGUAUUUUUCUGGGCUGUAAAUGAUGUUUGAUCUAUCAAGUCUUUGUUUACACAGCAGAUUGUCCAGCUUUUACCAUCAUUGAACCUUAUCAACAUGAGCUGUGCCUCUUAUUCAGCUUCCUUUUUAAAUAUACGUAGAAUCAACCUUCCUGCCGGUGUAGGUUCCACUUCUUCAAUUUUCAGUGCAAAUGGAAAUGAACUUUUCUGAGUUGUAUUUGUAUACUUGAAAAGGUCACUUGAGGAAAAUAUUAACCACUUGUCCAUGCAUUUGCUUCAGUGAGUGGUGGUUAAAACUAAUAGCUACACCCAAGAGGUUCUCCUAUUUAAAACCCUUUUCAAUGGGUGUAAGGCCCCACUUAGGGGUAAGCAGUUAUCUGCCCUGUGUUUGGAUGCUUGAUGUCAGCUAGCUUCCUCACCUGACUACUGGUUAUGGUGCAACAAAACUUGCCAAUAUUAUUUCAAUGAACACAACUUCUAUGGGAGAAACUUUCUACAUGUGAUUAAACUUUCUACACUAUUUGAAACAAAUGGGACAUUGACUAAUGAAAUAUGCGAUAUUUACUAGGGAUGAUGGGGGAGAGAGACAAAGCUUUUUUAUCUAUCAAGCAUUUAGUGUUUAAUCUUGUGGCUUCACUGUCUAAUGCAUUAGUGGGCAUGUUAUACACCAACUAGUGCAUAUGAUGCAUGUAUUUAAAACCACUUCGAAUUUCCUUUACUGUAAACUUUGAUCAUUAGUUGCUAUUUGUAUGCAUCACAUUUUAAGAGCUAUGAACAAAGUAUUUUACUGUUUAAGGUGAUCAAGGCUCAUUUCUUUAACAUUUUAUAAUAAACUUUUUACACAAAAUAUG
Molecule: messenger RNA, 6417 nt
Organism: Mobula hypostoma (lesser devil ray)
Lineage: Eukaryota; Metazoa; Chordata; Chondrichthyes; Myliobatiformes; Myliobatidae
Gene: dapk3
Product: death-associated protein kinase 3
Exons: 9
Coding region: 226-1620 (464 amino acids)
Biological process (GO): positive regulation of apoptotic process; protein phosphorylation; intracellular signal transduction
Cellular component (GO): nucleus; cytoplasm
Molecular function (GO): protein serine/threonine kinase activity; ATP binding
Source: RefSeq, a predicted model, not a curated record